Messenger RNA from Pelagomonas calceolata, 249 nucleotides. The record is from the annotation of a GenBank genome assembly. NCBI's taxonomy places the organism in Eukaryota, Pelagophyceae, Pelagomonadales, Pelagomonadaceae.
CCCCUAAUAGAAGCUAUUGCGAAAGGCAACUACUCCGCGGCGCAGACGUUGCUCGAGCGGGGAGCGCCCCCCAGCGCUGUAUAUAUGAAUAAAGACCCCGCAGAGCAAGGGUUCCAGGGUUUAUCAACAACGCCGCUUCGCGUUGCGAUAAUGAGCGGUUCACCUGCGAUGGUCGACCUCAUCCUUAGCGCCGGCGCAGAAGUAAAUGCUCUGCAUUCCAAGUCUAUGACACCAUUACACCUUGCCGCA